AUGAAACCCAGAGAGGCAAACAUUGGCCAGGAUAAAAAAAAGAAACAAAAGUCUACCCGACAAGAAGCAAGGGACAAAACUCUCGCCAAAUUAAAAGACACACUUUCACAAAAGAGGUCUCUGCAAGCAUCUGAAGAGUUGUUCAGCAGCUCUGACGAUUGCCAGACACCUGUUCGCAAGAAAAGAAUGCGGAUACAGCAGUUCUCACCGCAGCCCAGUUCAGAUGAUACAGACAUUGGGAGCCCACCCCCUUUGCAGAUUACAGGGACUGAUGCUCAAGAUAACGCUGUGCCAUCAAUGGCAGAGAUUAUCGGGUGUCUUCGUGAACUCCCAGAGACACUGCGAUUAAUGAAGGAGUGUGUGGAGAAAAUGCUGAUGGUGAUGGUGAUAGUGAAGUGGUAG
Molecule: messenger RNA, 402 nt
Organism: Knipowitschia caucasica
Lineage: Eukaryota; Metazoa; Chordata; Actinopteri; Gobiiformes; Gobiidae
Source: the annotation of a GenBank genome assembly